AUGAACACAAUUAAAUUAAAGAAAAAAGAGAUUGGGCACAAGCAAUGUCGGGAACUUCUGGAGACAGCAUCACAGGAUAUCCGGGGCAGUGGAGAUAGCAGCACAUUGAACCAGGGAGAUAGCAGCACAUUGAACCAGGAAGGUAGCAGCACAUUGAACCAGGAAGAUAGGAGCACAUUGUACCAGGGAGAUAGCAGCACGUUGUACCAGGGAGAUAACAGCACAUUGUACCAGGGAGAUAACAGCACAUUGUACCAGGGAGAUAACAGCACAUUGUACCAGGGAGAUAACAGCACAUUGUACCAGGGAGAUAACAGCACAUUGUACCAGGGAGAUAACAGCACAUUGUACCAGGGAGAUAGGAGCAUAUUGUACCAGGGAGAUAACAGCACAUUGUACCAGGGAGAUAACAGCACAUUAUACCAGGGAGAUAACAGCACAUUGUACCAGGGAGAUAGGAGCACAUUGUACCAGGGAGAUAACAGCACAUUGUACCAGGGAGAUAGGAGCACAUUGUACCAGGGAGAUAACAGCACAUUGUACCAGGGAGAUGGCAAUAGCAGCACGUUGAACCAGGGAGAUAGCAACAGCGCAUUGAACCAGGGAGAUAGCAGCAACACAUUGUACCACGGAGAUAGCAGCACAUUGCACCAAGGAGAUAGCAGCACGUUGCAACAGGGAGAUAGCAGCAGCACAUUGAAGCAGGGAGAAAGCAGCACAUUGAACCAGGGAGAAAGCAGCACAUUGAACCAGGGAGAUAGCAGCACAUUGAACCAGGGAGAUAGCAGCAACACAUUGAACCAGGGAGAUAGCAGCAGCACAUUGAAGCAGGGAGAUAGCAGCAACACAUUGAACCAGGGAGAAAGCAGCACAUUGAACCAGGGAGAUAGCAGCAACACAUUGAACCAGGGAGAUAGCAGCAGCACAUUGAACCAGGGAGAUAGCAGCAACACAUUGAAGCAGGGAGAUAGCAACACAUUGAAGCAGGGAGAUAGCAGCACAUUGAACCAGGGAGAAAGCAGCACAUUGAACCAGGGAGAUAGCAGCAACACAUUGAACCAGGGAGAUAGCAGCUGCACAUUGAACCAAGGAGAUAGCAGCAACACAUUGAACCAGGGAGAUAGCAGCACGUUGAAUCAGGGAGAUAGCAGCACAUUGUACCAGGGAGAUAGCAGCACAUUGUACCAGGGAGAUAGCAGCAGCACAUUGUACCACGGAGAUAGCAGCACAUUGCACCAAGGAGAUAGCAGCACGUUGCAACAGGGAGAUAGCAGCAGCACAUUGAACCAAGGAGAUAGCAGCAACACAUUGUACCAGGGAGAUAGCAGCAGCACAUUGUACCAGGGAGAUAGCAGCAGCACAUUGUACCACGGAGAUAGCAGCACAUUGCACCAAGGAGAUAGCAGCACGUUGCAACAGGGAGAUAGCAGCAACACAUUGAAGCAGGGAGAUAGCAGCACAUUGAACCAGGGAGAAAGUAGCACAUUGAACCAGGGAGAUAGCAGCACAUUGCGCCAAGGAGAUAGCAGCAACACAUUGAACCAGGGAGAUAGCAGCACAUUGAACCAGGGAAAAAGCAGCACAUUGAACCAGGGAGAUAGCAGCACAUUGUACCAGGCAGAUAGCAGCGCAUUGCACCAGGGAGAUAGCAGCAGCACAUUGCAACAGGGAGAUAGCAGCAGCAAAUUAAACCAGGGAGAUAGGAGCACAUUGCACCAGGGAGAUAGGAGCACAUUGCACCAGAGAGAUAGCAGCUCAUUGUACCAGGAAGAUAGCAGCACAUUGAACCAGGGAGAUAGACGCACAUUGAACCAGGGAGGUAAGUGCACAUUGUACCAAGGAAAUAGCAGCACAUUGUACCAGGGAGAUAACAGCACAUUGAACCAGGGAGAUAGCAGCAGCACAUUGAACCAGGGAGAUAGCAGCACAUUGAACCAGGAAGAUAGCAGCGCAUUGCACAAGGGAGAUAGCAGCAGCACAUUGCAACAGAGAGUUAGCAGCAUAUUGAACAAGGGAUAUAGCAGCACAUUGCAACACGGAGAUAGCAGCAGCGCAUUGAACCAGGGAGAUAGCAGCAGAACAUUGAACCAGGGAGAUAGCAGCAGCACAUUGAACCUGGGAGAUAUCAGCAGAACAUUAAACCAGGGAGAUAAAAGCAGCACAUUGUACCAGGGAGAUAGCAGCAGCACAUUGUACCAGGGAGAUAGCAGCACAUUGCGCCAGGGUAAUAGCAGCAGCACAUUGAACCUGGGAGAUAGCAGCAGCACAUUGCACCAGGGUAAUAGCAGCAGCACAUUGAACCAGGAAGAUAGCAGCAGUAUAUUGCAACAGGGAGAUAUCAGCACAUUGCACCAGGGAGAUAGCAGCAGAACAUUGUACCAUAGAUAUAUCAGCACAUUGCACCAGGGAUAUAACAACAGCGCAUUGAACCAGGGACAUAACAGCAAAACAUUGUACCAUGGAGAUAGCAGCAGCACAAUGCACCAGGGAUAUAACAGCAGCGCAUUGAACCAGGGAGAUAGCAGCUGCACAUUAAGCCAGGGAGAUAGCAGCUGCACAUUGAGCCAGGGAGAUAGCAGCAGCGCAUUGAGCCAGGGUGAUAUCAGCUGCACAUUGAGCCAGGGAGAUAGCAGCAGCACAUUGAACCAGGGAGAUAGCAGCUGCACAUUGAGCCAGGGAGAUAGCAGCAGCACAUUGAGCCAGGGAGAUAGCAGCAGCGCAUUGAGCCAGGGUGAUAUCAGCUGCACAUUGAGCCAGGGAGAUAGCAGCAGCACAUUGAACCAGGGAGAUAGCAGCACAUUGUACCAGGGAGAUAACAGCACGUUGUACCAGGGAGAUGGCAGAGAUAGCAGCACGUUGCAACCGGGAGAUAGCAGCAGCACAUUGAAGCAGGGAGAAAGCAGCACAUUGAACCAGGGAGAAAGCAGCACAUUGAACCAGGGAGAUAGCAGCACAUUGAACCAGGGAGAUAGCAGCAGCACAUUGAAGCAGGGAGAUAGCAGCAACACAUUGAACCAGGGAGAAAGCAGCACAUUGAACCAGGGAGAUAGCAGCAACACAUUGAACCAGGGAGAUAGCAGCAGCACAUUGAACCAGGGAGAUAGCAGCAACACAUUGAAGCAGGGAGAUAGCAACACAUUGAAGCAGGGAGAUAGCAGCACAUUGAACCAGGGAGAAAGCAGCACAUUGAACCAGGGAGAUAGCAGCAACACAUUGAACCAGGGAUAUAGCAGCUGCACAUUGAACCAAGGAGAUAGCAGCAACACAUUGAAGCAGGGAGAUAGCAGCACAUUGAACCAGGGAGAAAGCAGCACAUUGAACCAGGGAGAUAGCAGCAACACAUUGAACCAGGGAGAUAGCAGCACGUUGAAUCAGGAAGAUAGCAGCACAUUGUACCAGGGAGAUAGCAGCACAUUGUACCAGGGAGAUAGCAGCAGCACAUUGUACCACGGAGAUAGCAGCACAUUGCACCAAGGAGAUAGCAGCACGUUGCAACAGGGAGAUAGCAGCAGCACAUUGAACCAAGGAGAUAGCAGCAACACAUUGUACCAGGGAGAUAGCAGCAGCACAUUGUACCAGGGAGAUAGCAGCAGCACAUUGUACCACGGAAAUAGCAGCACAUUGCACCAAGGAGAUAGCAGCACGUUGCAACAGGGAGAUAGCAGCAACACAUUGAAGCAGGGAGAUAGCAGCACAUUGAACCAGGGAGAAAGUAGCACAUUGAACCAGGGAGAUAGCAGCACAUUGCGCCAAGGAGAUAGCAGCAACACAUUGAACCAGGGAGAUAGCAGCACAUUGAACCAGGGAAAAAGCAGCACAUUGAACCAGGGAGAUAGCAGCACAUUGUACCAGGCAGAUAGCAGCGCAUUGCACCAGGGAGAUAGUAGCAGCACAUUGCAACAGGGAGAUAGCAGCAGCAAAUUAAACCAGGGAGAUAGGAGCACAUUGCACCAGGGAGAUAGGAGCACAUUGCACCAGAGAGAUAGCAGCACAUUGUACCAGGAAGAUAGCAGCACAUUGAACCAGGGAGAUAGACGCACAUUGAACCAGGGAGGUAAGUGCACAUUGUACCAAGGAAAUAGCAGCACAUUGUACCAGGGAGAUAACAGCACAUUGAACCAGGGAGAUAGCAGCACAUUGAACCAGGAAGAUAGCAGCGCAUUGCACAAGGGAGAUAGCAGCAGCACAUUGCAACAGAGAGUUAGCAGCAUAUUGAACAAGGGAUAUAGCAGCACAUUGCAACACGGAGAUAGCAGCAGCGCAUUGAACCAGGGAGAUAGCAGCAGAACAUUGAACCAGGGAGAUAGCAGCAGCACAUUGAACCUGGGAGAUAUCAGCAGAACAUUAAACCAGGGAGAUAAAAGCAGCACAUUGUACCAGGGAGAUAGCAGCAGCACAUUGUACCAGGGAGAUAGCAGCACAUUGCGCCAGGGUAAUAGCAGCAGCACAUUGAACCUGGGAGAUAGCAGCAGCACAUUGCACCAGGGUUAUAGCAGCAGCACAUUGAACCAGGAAGAUAGCAGCAGUAUAUUGCAACAGGGAGAUAUCAGCACAUUGCACCAGGGAGAUAGCAGCAGAACAUUGUACCAUAGAUAUAUCAGCACAUUGCACCAGGGAUAUAACAACAGCGCAUUGAACCAGGGACAUAACAGCAAAACAUUGUACCAUGGAGAUAGCAGCAAUAUAUUGCACCAGGGAGAUAGCAGCAGCACAAUGCACCAGGGAUAUAACAGCAGCGCAUUGAACCAGGGAGAUAGCAGCUGCACAUUAAGCCAGGGAGAUAGCAGCUGCACAUUGAGCCAGGGAGAUAGCAGCAGCGCAUUGAGCCAGGGUGAUAUCAGCUGCACAUUGAGCCAGGGAGAUAGCAGCAGCACAUUGAACCAGGGAGAUAGCAGCUGCACAUUGAGCCAGGGAGAUAGCAGCAGCACAUUGAGCCAGGGAGAUAGCAGCAGCAUAUUGAGCCAGGGAGAUAGCAGCAGUAUAUUGCACCAUGGAGAUAGCAGCAGCAUAUUGCACCAGGGAGAUAGCAGCAGCAUAUUGCACUAG
Messenger RNA from Mya arenaria, 5046 nucleotides. Its product is annotated as dentin sialophosphoprotein-like. The transcript has 4 exons. The record is from RefSeq and is a predicted model, not a curated record. Bases 1 to 5046 code for a protein of 1681 amino acids. NCBI's taxonomy places the organism in Eukaryota, Metazoa, Mollusca, Bivalvia, Myida, Myidae.